Effrenium voratum is the source of this 1676-nucleotide messenger RNA. The record is from the annotation of a GenBank genome assembly. Lineage: Eukaryota; Dinophyceae; Suessiales; Symbiodiniaceae.
AACCAACUGCACCAAUGGAACAAUCAGCGGCAUUGGGGUUCUUGUCGCAGGUGAACGUGGCCCCGGCCCAUUCCUAUCGCACACCAGGUCCGACGUUUCAUGCUGGCGAAGCCCAGCCACCGGCCUCCCGGGGCCAGCUCUUGGGCUUGACCGCUGCCUGCGCCGCCUGCGCCGCCUGCGCCGCGCGCACGGCGCGCACGGCGCGCAGCGCUUGCCGUGCCGUGCCCCGGCGCCGGCUGCUGGGCCUGGCGAAUCUGGGGCUCGUGGGCGGCGGUUCGGCUGCGCGGGCUGCGGCCGAGCCCCCCACCGUGACGAAGAAGAUUGCAGAGGGGGUGCAGAUUUUUGACCAAGCUUAUGGCAUUCCGGGACUGGGGGUUGGUGCCAACAUCCCGAUUCGGAUGACGGUUCUGAGUCUGGAAGGCGGUGGGUAUUUGGUGUACAAUCCUUGCAACCCCACUGCAGAGUGCAUGAAGCAACUGAAAGACGCGGGCUUGACGGAUGUGCGCUACAUUGUUUGUGGCACGGUGGCCAUCGAGCAUAAGUACUACGCCCCUCAAUGGGCGAGUCGUUUUCCCGAUGCUGAGGUCUGGGUCAGUCCACGGACAUUCAGUUGGCCAGUUGAUUUUGGACCUUACGUUCCCUUCGGAGGAUUCUCCAGAAGCACGAAGCUGCAGCAAGUGCCCAAGGAUUCCACUCUUGCACCAUGGCAUGACAAGGGCAUUGAUCAUUUGCAGCUGACGGUGGACUAUGCUCCGCGCACGGUCUUUGAAGAAACCAUGCUUUUCCACAAGCCUUCCGGAACCUUUGUGUGUACAGAUAUGCUCAUUGGUCUGUCGGACGAGCCGCCUGAGAUUCUGCUGCUGUCACCGUACAAAGAAGGGCUUCUAUGGUUCUCGCGCGAUGAGACUUUGGAGAAGGUUGAUGUACAGAGCAGCCAGACGUUGAAAGAUGGAUACCAAAAGUCCACGCUUCUGCUCAACAACAUCAAUCCCAGAUCCCUGCUGUCAGUGGCCGCAGGCGACCUGACGGUUGCGGAUCAGCUGGGCUUGGCCUUCAAAUCCCCGCAGCCGGAGCUGGGAUACUUUGGCUGGUAUCCGUGCAAUUGGCAGCAGGCAGAUUCGCCGUGCGCCAAGCUCGAUGACCGCCUGAGCCCCGCGAAGAACGCCAAGGGCUUCGACUGCCGCCCAGGUUGGCGGGGGGAGUGGCAGAGGCUGGCGGCUGGAGUCGAGGGCACGGGCUUCCAAGUGCCAAGCUUUGUAGCAGAGCUCCAGAUCAGCAGGGAUCCAGAAACGCUGCAAAGCUUGGCGGAUGAGAUUCCGAGAAGAUGGCCCAACAUUCAGCGGGUCGUUUCCUCACACUUUACCUCUCCUUUGCCUGCCACCAGCGAAAGCGUGAGGAAGGCCAUCUCCGCAGUAUGCCGCGGACCACCUGGGCCAGCAGCUAGAACUGCAGACCUCAGCUCGAUAUUGAACUUCAGGGACUAUUUGGAAAAGAAUGAGUUGAUAUACAAGCCUCAGAAAGGACGUGGUCGAUGGAUGGCCUGAGGCAGAGUUGAGCCAGCUCUCCUUUUUCAAUUCUCGCUGCAGCGAGUGUAGCUGAACAGUUGCUUUUUGCAGACUGUGCACGUUGCAUUUUCGGCCGCGCAGCGAGGCAUGCUGGAACAACCGACUGUUGCA